This is a messenger RNA of Klebsormidium nitens, 1897 nucleotides long. The record is from the annotation of a GenBank genome assembly. Lineage: Eukaryota; Viridiplantae; Streptophyta; Klebsormidiophyceae; Klebsormidiales; Klebsormidiaceae.
AACUCAUCGAGCAGCUCUUCGAUUCGUCAGCAUUGGCAGUACGGUAGGUGUUGGAAGGAGCUUUGUGCAAGCGGCGGUGUGGUUACUAAACUGCGGGUUCCUGCCUUUGGCUAGCCCCCACAUUGUGUCCUUGGGUAGCUUUGCAAACCGCAAGGAUGCAGUCCACCAUGGCUGCCCUGUCGCAGCGGGUGAACCUUGGGGCGGGCCUGGCAAGAGCUGUGCCGCAAGCGCAGGCUUCCUGCGAGGGUGCUUCGCCCGUUCGCCGAUGGUCUCACAGCAAUAGGAGGAUUGAUGCAGUUUCUGCCAAGGGGCUUGGCUUCCAUACAUCCUCGUCUCUCCAGGGUGCAAAGUUGGACAGUUCACCCUCAGGCCAGCGGUUGAGGGGUCCAAAGGCAGUCAGAGCUAUCGCGGCCCCUAUUGCAGCGCCGGACCUUAGUGAUCCUGAGGAAAGGGAACGGUUGGCGAAGGAGUAUGGUUUUGAGCAGAUUGGGGCGCCAAUUCCAAAGGGCGUGACGCUCAGGCAGGUGCAGAACUCGUUGCCGCCAGAGGUUUUUGAGAUCAACGAGCUGCGCUCGUACAGCGCCGUGCUGCUCACCGCGUGCGCGGUCGGCGCCAGCGUGUGGAUGAUUGCCAACUCCCCCUGGUACCUGCUUCCCCUCGUCUAUGCCUACACCUCCGCCGCCUGGACCGGGCUCUUUGUCAUUGGCCAUGACUGCGCCCACAAGUGCUUCUCAAAGAACAAGUUGAUGGAGGAUAUAGUUGGCACCCUCGCGUUUGCGCCCCUCCUCUACCCUUACGAGCCAUGGCGCUUCAAGCACGACCGCCACCAUGCGAAAACCAAUAUGCUCGUAGAGGACACCGCCUGGCAUCCGAUUGUGCGGGAAGACUGGGAGAAGUUCCCCGGAAUUGCCCAGCUGGGCAUGAGGCUAGCCAUGGGGCCGCUCCGACCAUGGGCUUCUAUUGGACACCAGAUUCUUUGGCACUUCGACCUCAGAAAGUUCACCGCCAGCCAGCAGAACCGCGUCAAGAUUAGCUUGGCGGCCGUCACUGCUUUUGCCGCCAUCGCCUUUCCGCUUAUCGUUGCCCAGGCGGGUAUCAUGGGCUGGGUCAAAUUCUGGCUGCUCCCGAACCUUGGUUUCCACUUCUGGAUGAGCACUUUCACGAUGGUCCACCACACGGCGCCCCACAUCCCGUUCAAGGCCGCUGGCGAGUGGGACGGUGCCGCAGCGCAGCUCGGAGGCACCGUGCACUGCGACUAUCCCAGAUGGGUUGAGAUUCUGUGCCACGACAUCAAUGUACACAUUCCGCACCACAUCAGCCAGAGGAUUCCGUGGUACAACCUGCGCAAGGCUAACGAGUCACUGCGGGCAAACUGGGGACAGUACUUGAACGAGGCGAAAUGGAACAAGACGCUGAUGAAGUCCAUCCUCAGCGUGUGCCACAUCUACGAUGAAGAGAAGAACUACGUCGCUUUCGAUGAGGGUGCCAAGAGCGAGGAUCCGAUUUUCAAGGUCGUAAGAACCGUGCUUUAGAGAUCUUUCCCUUGGGGGGAGGUAUUGUUGAACCAAACGAGUUGCAACCUCGCUUGUGGAAGCAUUCAGAGUCAGGAAGUUGAUAGAAAGAAGCAGCCACGAAUUAGAAAUUGUGUUGAAGUCAGUUUAAGCUUGUGUAAACUCCCUGCAAGUUGCACGAUUGAGUUCAGAAGCAUGUAUUUGUAACUUGCACUUGACAAGGUUAGUUUGCGGGUUGAGGUAGGUCGAAUAACGAGAAUUCUCUUCUCCAAUUCUUUGCUCGGUCAUUUUCCUGAGCUUGUUACAGAGUAAGUAGGUUCAAAGCUUCCAACCAAUUGUUUAGAGGCGUUUCUUUCUCGGUAUGGUUCCUGCCCGGUCAAUCGCUC